This is a messenger RNA of Hipposideros armiger (great roundleaf bat), 6289 nucleotides long. It is a transcript of the gene EIF2B5, whose product is annotated as eukaryotic translation initiation factor 2B subunit epsilon. NCBI's taxonomy places the organism in Eukaryota, Metazoa, Chordata, Mammalia, Chiroptera, Hipposideridae. The record is from RefSeq and is a predicted model, not a curated record. Gene Ontology annotation, molecular function: guanyl-nucleotide exchange factor activity; translation initiation factor binding; translation initiation factor activity. Bases 347 to 2515 code for a protein of 722 amino acids. The transcript is spliced from 16 exons. Gene Ontology annotation, cellular component: eukaryotic translation initiation factor 2B complex.
CUGGCCCCUUCGCAGAAGACAAGUCCCAUCAUCCCGCAAGAAUCUCAGUUUGUUCAUGUACAAAUGAAGGCCUACUAUACUUGCAGAUCCAGACUGCGGUCCAUAGGACCCAUCUCCUGCGCUCCAACAGGUCAAGUUCACUGCGCCGCGCUCCACGCCUGGCUGCAAAUUGCUGAGACCUCCAACUGGGCGGGCGCCUAGGCGAGACGCAUGCGCACUCUUCUCUCCUAGUCUCCUCCCUGCCUCCCUUCGUUAGUCCUUCGCGUUUCGAGUACUGCGGCCUUUUUGUCCCCUACUGCGUGCCGUGUCAGUUUCCGUGCGGAAGUGGUGCUUGUGAGAGAAGAAGAUGGCGACUACUGUGGUGGCGCUGCCUGGUGCGGGGGCCAGUCGGGCCAACAAGCGCAGUGGCAGCGGGCCAGGAGGGAGCAGCGGCGGUGGGGGAGCCAAAGGGGCGGAGGAGGAACCGCCGCCGCCCCUACAAGCAGUGCUGGUGGCGGAUAGCUUCAACCGCCGCUUCUUUCCCAUCUCCAAGGACCAGCCUCGGGCCCUCUUGCCUCUGGCCAACGUGGCACUAAUUGACUACACGCUGGAAUUUCUGACUGCCACAGGUGUACAGGAAACCUUUGUCUUUUGCUGCUGGAAGGCUGCUCAAAUCAAGGAACAUUUACUGAAAUCUAAGUGGUGCCGCCCUACAUCCCUCAACGUGGUUCGAAUCAUUACAUCAGAAUUAUAUCGAUCACUGGGGGAUGUUCUCCGUGAUGUUGAUGCCAAGGCCUUGGUGCGCUCUGACUUCCUGCUGGUGUAUGGGGACAUCAUCUCAAACAUCAAUAUUACCAGAGCCCUAGAGGAACACAGAUUGAGGCGAAAGCUAGAAAAAAAUGUAUCUGUGAUGACAAUGAUCUUCAAGGAGUCAUCCCCCAGCCACCCAACUCGUUGCCAUGAGGACAACGUGGUAGUGGCUGCGGAUAGUGCCACAAACCAGGUUCUCCAUUUCCAGAAGACCCAAGGCCUCCGACGUUUUUCUUUUCCCCUGAGCUUGUUCCAGGGCAGUGGAGAUGGAGUAGAGAUUCGCUAUGAUUUACUGGAUUGUCAUAUCAGCAUCUGCUCUCCUCAGGUGGCUCAACUCUUUACAGACAACUUUGACUACCAAACUCGGGACGACUUUGUGCGAGGCCUGUUAGUGAAUGAGGAGAUCCUAGGGAACCAGAUCCACAUGCACGUGACAACUCGGGAGUAUGGUGCCCGGGUCUCCAACCUACACAUGUAUGCAGCUGUCUGCGCUGAUGUCAUCCGCCGAUGGGUCUAUCCUCUCACUCCAGAGGCAAACUUCACUGACAGCACAACCCAGAACUGCACUCAUUCCCGGCACAACAUCUACCGAGGGCCUGAGGUCAGCCUGGGCCAUGGCAGCAUCCUGGAGGAAAAUGUGCUCCUGGGCUCUGGCACUGUCAUUGGCAGCAAUUGCUCCAUCACCAAUAGUGUCAUUGGUCCUGGCUGUCACAUUGGUGAUAACGUGGUACUGGACCAGGCCUACCUGUGGCAGGGUGUUCGAGUAGCUGCUGGAGCACAGAUCCGUCAGUCUCUGCUUUGCGACAAUGCUGAGGUCAAAGAACAUGUUACACUGGAGCCACACUGUGUCCUCACUUCCCAGGUGGUAGUGGGCCCAGACAUCACACUGCCUGAGGGCUCGGUGAUCUCUUUGCACCCUCCAGAUGCAGAGGAAGAUGAGGACGAUAGCCAGUUCAGUGAUGAUUCUGGGGCUGACCAAGAAAAGGAGAAAGUGAAGCUGAAAGGUUACAAUCCAGCAGAAGUCGGAGUUGCAGGCCAGGGCUACCUCUGGAAAGCUGCAGACAUGAACAUGGAGGAAGAGGAGGAACUACGGCAUAGUCUGUGGGGACUCACAAUCAACAUGGAAGAAGAGAGUGAAACUGAAAGUGAGCGAAGUAUGGAUUCUGAGGAGCUCGACAGCCGGACAGGCUCCCCACAGAUGGAUGACAUCAAAGUGUUCCAGAAUGAAGUCCUGGGAACACUGCAGCGGGGCAAGGAGGAGAACAUUUCUUGUGACAAUCUAGUCCUAGAGAUCAACUCUCUCAAGUAUGCCUACAACAUAAGCCUAAAGGAGGUGAUGCAGGUGCUGAGCCACGUGGUCCUAGAGUUCCCUCUGCAACAGAUGGAUUCCCGGCUCGACUCAAACCGCUACUGUGCCCUGCUGCUUCCUCUGCUCAAGGCCUGGAGCCCUGUAUUCAGGAACUACAUAAAGCGUGCAGCUGAUCAUUUGGAAGCAUUGGCAGCCAUUGAGGACUUCUUCCUGGAGCAUGAAGCUCUCGGUACUUCCAUGGCCAAGGUACUGUUGGCUUUCUACCAGCUGGAGAUCCUGGCUGAGGAAACAAUCCUGAGCUGGUACAGCCAAAAGGAUACAACUGACAAGGGCCGGCAGUUGCGUAAGAACCAACAGCUGCAGAGGUUCAUCCAGUGGCUAAAGGAGGCAGAAGAGGAGUCAUCUGAAGAUGACUGAAGUCACACUGCCUCCUCCUGUGGCUGUGGUUGAUUGCUGUCCUGGCUUCUGGGCCAGAGCAAGUGAGAGGCUAGUUGCAGAUAAGUGACCACCAUCCUGGCUGAGACUUACAGGAGCAGAGGCUGGAACUACAGUAUUCUUCCCACCGCCAACAACCAUGUGCCUCGCAUCCUGACUGAGGCGUUGGGAUGAGGGAAGCUGGGUUGGAACAAAGCUCUGCCUAAUGACAAGCGAGGCAGGCCCUGCAGUUAGAGGAAGGCCAGCAGCACAGCUUUGUGCUCUGGCUUUCCCUCGGGGAACAGCAGAGAGCAGCUGGCCUUCUCUGCUGCUUGUAUUUGUUAAUAUUAAAAAAGAGAGAGGGGGUGUGUUUGGUUUCUCUCCAACUCUGAAUGAGCAGCCGUUGAAGUAGGUGACUGAAGAGUUCUAAACCUCUGACAUGACAGCCGUUUUUUAACACCUGGGAGAGAGGGAGAAGAGGAGUGUUGUGGCCACUAGGUGGCACUGUGGUGCCUCACUAAUUGACCAUUGCCAUGGCUCUUGGGUAGUGGAGGGUCUAGAUUCUUUUCCAGUCUCUGUGGACCAAUUUGUGGUCCUGGAGUGGUGUGCCUGAGCCUGUUUCCAUAGAGCAUUCUAGUCCGAACACUCUUCCGCCAGAGAGUGAUGAUGCCAAGCAUAUGUAAAGUCUGAUAACCACCUGCCAGUCCCUCACGCUUUGUCCCCUUGACCUAGUACUCCUGUGGGAAACUGGGCUACUCUUCAUCUUAAAGAUAAGGAAAUUUGCUCAAGGUCUCAUGAUCUUGAGGGGUAAAGCUAAGGAUCUGAGCCUCAUAAUCCAGAAUUCUUUCAGCUUCCCUAUAGUCAGUGUCUCAGUGAAGGGAAAUUGCCCGCAAAGGCAAAUAUAACCCCAAGCCAGCAAUGGAUAUCCUAAGAACAGAGGAAGAUCCUGCAAAAUGGGCUUUUCCCUAAUAUUGAGGGAGUGUGUACUGUAUGUCAGGCAUUUUGCUAAAAACUUUUCCUAUGUUAUUUUAGUUAACCUUUACAUCCUUUGAAGUAGGUUUUAUCCCCAUUUUCAGAUGAGGAGCCUAAAGUUCAGAGAGGUCCCAUAACUGGUAAUUGAUAGAGCCAGGAUUUGUUAUUGGACUGUAGAACAGGAGUUUAUCACUGCUGUAUUGUCUCCUUUAACCUCAACCAUAUGACCUUCUAGCCCAUCUUUUUGAGCUCUUUGUUGCCUUCUUAUAACCCUUACUCUGUUGACACUUAAACUGUGGCAAAUGUUCCUGGUAACAAAUGGCCCUCCUGGACAUUACACACAAAAUGGUUGGCUGCCUUCAUUUCAAUUGGGUAGAAAGGAAUAAGCUGAGGAAGAGGACACUGAACUGUACUCAGAGGUGUGAAGGGGCAUUACUGCAUAUUUCUAAAGAGAAAAUAAGGCUGUCCAGGAUUUGGCCUUAUUUACUUUUCUCAGUAAAUCUCAGUUUCUGCUUUGUCAGAUAUAGGAUCUAGUGCCUACCGAGCACAUGAAGGUUAUGGCAUGAACCUAAUAGAGGCACUUACAUACAAAUAACUAUAGGGCACCUCUGAUUUGCACCAAAUGGGUAGCAGAGAUCAGAGUGGCCCAUAGAACUUUUUUUUAGGAGGAAGAGAUUCCUUUCACUUGUGAUUAGGGAAGAUUUACAGGGCUGUGAUGCUUGAGUGGCCUAAGAGAGAGAAAGCGGUAGAAGGGAGCAGUAAAAGCAAAGGCUUGCCAUUUAAAUGUGGCAAAUUAAAAAUGCGCUUUUUGCUCCCUCCAAAACCCCGUUCGUAUGCCACUAAAGGAUUCUUUUAAAAGGCGCAUGACUCUGAUAAGGAAAACUAGAUGAUGACAAUGAAUGAGAGACAUCAACAUUCUGGAAAAUGAAAAAUGGAAAAGUUGACAGUAGAGCAGAAUGGGAUGGAUUCUAUCUACUGAGGUGGCUAUUACAAGAAGCAAACCAACAUGCCCUUCUGAACCCAGAAAAGGCUCAGCAGAAGAGGGUAAAGGCAGGGUCUGAGAAUGGGGCAUGGAGUGGAGGGGAAUCAGACAAAGACCUGUAUAAGAAAAAGCUCCCCCUCUCCCCCCAACUUAUGAUCCAGCAGAGUGACUACCCUUACUUCCCUGCAAGAAAUGAGAGAGUUAGCCUAUGGAGAAACGGUGGGGAGGAAAUUUUCAAAGAAAUACAAGUUUCCUAGACCCAAAGAUCAUGAGUUUCCAGACUGACAGAGCCAUGAGUGCCCAGCAUAAUGAAUAAAAUAGCCCCAUGAAACUUCAGAGCCACAGGGAAAACAUAAAUUCUAUUAGAGCCUCUAGAUUCAACAACAGACUUGAGGGUGGGGGUGAGGAGCUAAGUUGAAAAUGAAGGAUUAAGUGGAAGUUUAUGAGUGUUAGGGCUCUAAAUAUCAGCACAUACUGAUUUAUAUCCCCAGGCAAAAACAAACAACUACAGAAAAAAAAAAGGCCUACAAAUACAUUUUCUGUUUACUCAAAAAAAGCCAUCUUUCCCCCACUUGAUCACCCUACAGUAAACCUGUGAGAUAAGCCUUGUACAUGAAGAGCUUCCAGUCAGCUUUCUAGUAUUUCUUAAAUGUGAAUAGACUGCUAAGGGCCAUCAAACAUUUGAGGAAACUUCCAGUGUGGAAGGCAGAGACCAAAACAAAAUUGAAACCAAGGAAAAUGACAAAGCAAGGAGUUUUUUUUAAAACUUCAGGGGACCUGAGGGGAAGCUAUUCUCAAAAUUCAGAGGAAAGAUACUGUGUCUAUGAAGGAAGUGCUAUAAAAAAGAAUUGGAGAACAAAGAAAUUCUUAGAAAUGAAUUGUUUCCUUCUGCUGAGAACUGGAGAACCAGAGAAUCAAACAGGAAGGAGACUAUCCAUCCUUACGCACUUCUUGAAUUUUCAAUUGUGAAUAUUUUACCUAUCCACUCAGGAAAGGUUGAAAAUGUUAAGAAAACCUUGCAGAAAGCUGAAAUCAUUUUUAAAGGAAUGGAUGAUAAAGGAGAAAAUAAAAUUAAGGAUCAAUCCUGAAGGUCCAACAUCUAACAGUUGAAGAAACAAUGGGGGGAAUGCUAGAAAUGUUAUUAAAUCACGAAAAUAUUGUUGAAUUUCUAGAUGGAAAGGGUGCCUAGCACAGUGAAUAGGAACCAAGGCAUGUCACCACAAAGUUUCAGGACCUACGGAUAAAGAGAACUUCCUAAAGUCUUCAGAGAAUUAAAUCAUGUGCAAAAGCUUAGGGAAAUAAAGAGACCAACUGGCCACUUAAUGGCAACACUGAAAGCUAGAAGACAGUGGAGAGAUGCCUUCAAAAUUCUGAAGCUAAAUUACUUUUAACUCCCAAUCAUUUUCAGAUUUGCAAGUUCUCAAAAUUUUUAUUUCCCUUCCAAUGGAAGCUACCAAGGAAUGUGCUUUCCUACAGCAAAGGAGUAAAGUAUCUAGGAAAUUAUCCAACAUGGAGAAGUAAAGGGAAUUUUGAGUAUGAUGCAGAGAAGUCCAGGAUGGCUGCUGUGCGCAAGCCAAGAUAGUCAGCAGUGCAGACCAGAGCAACAGAAUUGAAGGCUCCAAGGAAGAGAAUGGAUUAUCUAAUACACAGACACGUCAUUUUAUUGAGCUUCGCUUUAUUGUGUUUAAAGAUAAUUCUCGGUUUUUGUUUUUACAAAUUGAAGGUUUGUGGCACCCUGUGUCAAGCAAAUCUAUUGGUGCCAUUUUUCCAACAGGAUUAGAUGAUGGUUAGCAUUUUUUAGCAAUAAAGUAUUUUUUGAUUAA